Molecule: messenger RNA, 864 nt
Organism: Lachancea lanzarotensis
Lineage: Eukaryota; Fungi; Ascomycota; Saccharomycetes; Saccharomycetales; Saccharomycetaceae
Gene: RRP1
Product: LALA0S07e07228g1_1
Exons: 1
Coding region: 1-864 (287 amino acids)
Biological process (GO): rRNA processing
Cellular component (GO): nucleus; preribosome, small subunit precursor; preribosome, large subunit precursor
Source: RefSeq, a predicted model, not a curated record
AUGGAAACCUCCACUUUUGUCAAACAACUGGCGUCCAAUAACAGGAUUGUAAGAGAGGAAGCACUGGAGUCUCUCAAAAAAUAUUUGACUACCAGACAGUUCAAAGACAGCAAACAGCUGCAAUUUGACAAACUAUGGAAAGGCCUAUACUAUGCAAUGUGGUUCAGCGAUAGGCCCAGGCCGCAGCAAAGAUUGGCCUCUGCGCUUGCUGAAUUACACGAGCUUUACUUCGACGCCAGAGAUAAUCAACAGCGGACAACACCGGAGACCGAUGACGAGGAUGAGGAUGCCGUAACUCGUUUGACAUUAAACGAUAAAGCCUUCCUUAAAUUUAGUAAGGCAUUUUGGCGUGUAAUGUGUCUGGAAUGGUACAGUAUCGACCAUCACCGUCUCGACAAGUACCUGAUGCUGGUCAGGCGGGUGCUGGCAAGUCAGCUGCGAUACCUGCAGCUCAGAGAAUGGGCCCCAGCCGUGGUCUCAAACUACAUUCGUGCUGUGCUUCGUAAAGUGCCUUUGAGUGGUGACAAGAAGAUCUACAAUGGCGUUCCUUUCCACAUCAUCGACAUUUUGGGCGACGAGUGGGAAAAGUUGAUUUUCGGGGGUGAGGAUGAGGAAAACGAAGACGAAACUGAAGGCGCAGACGCAGAUGCUACAGCAAACUCUCAACGCGCACAAAUCGCAGAAACACCGCUAGUUUUGUUCAUCGACAUCUUUAGAGAUCUGUCAUCUGAUACGAACAACGUCAAAACUUUACGUGAUAAGAUCAAAGAAGACAUCUUCAAGGAUGACAGAUUCCGCAGAUGGGGUGUUCUUGACACCGAAGAUGCGGACAAUGUUGAAGAGGAAGAAUGGACCGGUUUUUGA